This is a messenger RNA of Portunus trituberculatus (swimming crab), 559 nucleotides long. RefSeq names its product 40S ribosomal protein S14. Gene Ontology annotation, cellular component: ribosome; cytosolic small ribosomal subunit. Lineage: Eukaryota; Metazoa; Arthropoda; Malacostraca; Decapoda; Portunidae. The record is from RefSeq and is a predicted model, not a curated record. The transcript has 4 exons. Bases 73 to 528 code for a protein of 151 amino acids. Gene Ontology annotation, biological process: translation; maturation of SSU-rRNA from tricistronic rRNA transcript (SSU-rRNA, 5.8S rRNA, LSU-rRNA); ribosomal small subunit assembly. Gene Ontology annotation, molecular function: structural constituent of ribosome; mRNA 5'-UTR binding; small ribosomal subunit rRNA binding.
UACAAGCCGAUCUAAACAAUUCCAAUAUUUCUUCUACAAGUCUCCAGAGGGCCGUAAGCCGCACCCUAAAUCAUGGCUCCACGUAAGGGAAAGACCCAGAAGGAGGAGGUGCAAGUCCAGCUGGGACCACAGGUGCUGGAUGGAGAGAAGGUGUUCGCUGUGUGCCACAUUUACGCCAGCUACAACGACACCUUCGUGCACGUCACUGAUCUGUCUGGCAGGGAGACCAUCGUGCGCAUCACCGGUGGCCAGAAGGUGAAGGCUGACCGUGACGAGUCCUCCCCCUACGCUGCUAUGUUGGCCGCGCAGGAUGUUGCUGAGAAGUGCAAGACUCUGGGCAUCACCUGCCUGCACAUCAAGAUCCGUGCCACAGGCGGCAACAAGACCAAGACCCCAGGACCCGGUGGCCAGUCCGCCCUGCGAGCCCUGGCCCGUGCCGGCAUGAAGAUUGGACGUAUUGAGGAUGUGACGCCAGUGCCCUCAGACAGCACACGCAGGAAGGGUGGCCGCAGGGGCAGGCGCCUGUAAUUGUCUGGCUCUAAUUAUAGUGAUCCGUUAA